This is a messenger RNA of Pseudomassariella vexata, 1198 nucleotides long. RefSeq lists its product as uncharacterized. Bases 201 to 1106 code for a protein of 301 amino acids. The transcript is spliced from 2 exons. The record is from RefSeq and is a predicted model, not a curated record. NCBI's taxonomy places the organism in Eukaryota, Fungi, Ascomycota, Sordariomycetes, Amphisphaeriales, Pseudomassariaceae.
CAGGAAUAAAGAUCCGACCAGGAGGUGGAUGACAAGCGCGAUGAAGCUCGUUGCAGUCAUGAUUUUCGCCUUGGCAAGUCGCCAAUGGUGCAGUUCGUAGUAAAUGCUCUGUACUUAUCGUCCAACCCCCCAGCCAACGUGUCGCCGACGUUUCUCGAUAUCUUUCUUCUUUUUCCACUUCUUUCUGUCAACCGAUUACGAUGCGAGGCGGCCGGGUCGUCCCGACUCUGUGCUAUACAGCAUUUUCACUAUGGGCGUUGUCGACUUGGAUCUUGUUGUUGGCUUCAACAGCCGUGGAGGCGAGAUGCUAUAAUAGCAAGGGCACCCCUUGGGUGUUCACGAACGACGAGCCGGUUGAGGCCUGGAUGCCUUGCAAUCUCACGGCGGAGGUGACUAACUGCUGUAGUCCGUGGGACUAUUGCAUGAGCAAUGGGCUGUGCAUGGACGCAGUCAUCGAUAAUGUCAUCAGCCAACAGGGCUGCACGGAUAAAGAUUGGGGAGAGCCCUGCUUUAAUUACUGUGAAGGGAAAGAGAGUGAUGCGGCAGGACUUCAUUUCUUCUGGCGUUGUGUCGGGCAGUCAUAUUGCUGCGGCAACAACAGAUCAACGACAUGCUGCGAAGACCCGGGAGUUGAGACCGUCCAGCUUCCAGUAGGGCUGUCCCUUCAUCAUCCGCCUAAUCCAUCGACCAGUACUUCCAAAACAACCACUUCCACGUCUACGGCCGUGGCCACGGUCACUACCUCCCCCGACGCUGCGUCCACUGCUGGGGGCGACGAAGCCACGAGUUCCACGCCAAUCCAAACUAGGAUCUCAUCGCCCACGGCGAGCACUGCGGCAACCCCGAAUAAUGACCAUAGUGUGGCGAUCGGCCUCGGUGUAGGGAUACCGUUGGGCCUGGGAAUGAUUGCAGCGGUAUGCUUCCUGGGCUUGCAGAUUCAGAAAAGGAGCCAAAAACCAAAGCCUGAGGCUGCUCCCGCUCAGAUGCAAUGGAACACUCCUGAGUACUACAAAACCCCUGAACAGUAUAUCGGGGAGUUGCCACACAGGAAUUGGCAUCAGCCUUCGGAGCUUGAUGCAAGAGAGAUGGCAGAGCUUCGCAGUUAGCCUGUCCUACUGUAUUUGUAUUCCGGAAGGGAAAUUUAUAAACCCACAUCAUGCGUUCAAUUUUAUCUGAUGACCAACCAUAAUAGAGUUAG